Messenger RNA from Lentinula edodes (shiitake mushroom), 3422 nucleotides. RefSeq lists its product as uncharacterized. Gene Ontology annotation, molecular function: protein kinase activity; ATP binding. Bases 37 to 3396 code for a protein of 1119 amino acids. NCBI's taxonomy places the organism in Eukaryota, Fungi, Basidiomycota, Agaricomycetes, Agaricales, Omphalotaceae. The record is from RefSeq and is a predicted model, not a curated record. The transcript has 4 exons. Gene Ontology annotation, biological process: protein phosphorylation; mitotic spindle assembly checkpoint signaling; meiotic sister chromatid cohesion, centromeric.
UCAUGAUCAUCAACUUCCAGCGUUUAACGAACCGCCAUGCAAACGGACGGCCUCGAGAGCCAACGGGACAAGUUCAAGCAGAGAAUCGCGGCCAUCGCGUUUGAGGAAGAUCCUCUGGCUGUUUACGUCGAGUUCGUCCAGUGGACCCUUGACAACUUUGAUGAUAAGGAUCCCCACUCUGGGCUGUCCCAGCUCCUCGACGAAGCCACCAAGAAGUUCAAGAAGGACGAAGCGUACAAAGCCGAUCUUAGGUACCUGAAGCUUUGGGUGCUGUACGCCAAUAGAGUCAGUCAAAGGUCGGCAAUCGGAAUUUAUUCACAACUUUGGAAGAAUGGAUUUGGUGUAUCAUAUUCUUUAUUAUACGAGGAAUACGCUCGCAUGCUGGAAGCCGCAGGACGAGUUGAAGACGCGGACCAAGUCUAUCGGACCGGCGUCAAGCGUCAUGCUCGUCCUAUUGAGCGAUUGAAGGCACGAUACACUGAUUUUCGGAAAAGGCAUGGUAAAAAGCCUGUCAUAUCCCAAGAUAUUUCCAAGACAAAUACGGCGGCAGCAUGCUCCCCUAAACAAUUGUCAAGUGCUGCGUCACGCUAUGCGACGAUGCUGGCCCCUCCUCAGCCGGGAAAACCCCCCGAGAAGCUUCGUUUUGAUAUGACCUUGCUUUAUACCGAAAAAACAGGCGAAUUCUGUUUUGAAGAAGCCCGUACUCGAUCGAUGGGUCUUCUCAGAAAAGAAUGGCCAGUUCUUCCUGUCGAAUCGCUCGCGCAUUCCGCACGCUCAUCGUCUUUGACCGUACUCAGACCUGGUGAGGGUCGCUUCGGCAAACGAAAGAGCAUGCUGGCUGGAGAGCCCACUGUGACGAUCAAUACCAGAGAAGCACUCGAAGACGUGUUCGGCAUGUACAACUCUCCUGAAAGGACAAUACGUAUGGGUAGUAAGCACGCGCCUGUGAAGAAGAUUGAGCCCGUUGCUAUGCCUCGGAUGACUACUUCUCCCCCAACCACACUUGGAGAUGGAAUACAUAAAUCGGCAGUCUUCCAACCGUUCGUGGACGAAAACUCUGAUGAUAUCAAACCGAGAAAGACCAACAAACCCGCUUUUACUCCUUUUGUCGAUCUAGAAAACAAAACACCAACACACAAAUCUAGAUCAGCUUUCGCCGAGAAAGAGGCCGCUCCUCAUCAGAAUGAAAAUCUGCUUCAAGAUUCCAAGAAGUUUACAAAGAGGGAUAAUACUUCAGUGGAGAGUAUCUUCUCUCAGAAAGUCUUCAUUCCUGAAAGCGAAAUCCAACCAUUGCCGCUUCGCGAAGCUCAUACUGAGGAUCAUGGUCAACCAAGACCAAAGACCAUCUUGACUCACGAAAGAGCCAAAUCGGACCAUGAUGUCGGUAAAGCUUCUCAUCCAGUCGCUUUCAGACCUUUUGUGGACCCAGGCCCCGAAACAUCAUUUAAGGUAUUUAGUCGGCCCAGCGAGGGUAAGAGCAUAUUCACUCCCAAGUUAUCUACCAUGAAAUUGUCCGUUCCGCCUGCUAAACAACCGACCUUUACCCCAUACAAGGAUCCGGCUGAGGAUAAUAUCCAGAUUGAACCGCUCACAGAGAAAAAACAUCAGAGCCAUGUGGACUACGACGAGCCCGAAUAUGACGAGGAAUUUGAUCAGGGAAAUACGCCACACCAACAGGAGCAACAGGAUGCGAUAGAUCUGGAUCAGUAUCCUGAAGAGGACGAUAACGAUUACUCCGACGAUUUCAUCGACGAAGAAUGUCAAGAAGACGUUGUCGAGCCCCUACGAGAGGAGCUUGGAGAGAUGUACGAUGGCCAGGAAGUAGACUAUCACGACGUCCCUUUUGGUGGGCGAUUCGGUCAGUUCAGUGUGAUGACCCCAAUAACAGAGCGCACUUUCGAGUACACUUCGACUUCUCAUUCAACCUUCAAUACGCCUAGUAUCCUUUCCAAGCACGCCCCAGUUAUCGAAGAGGAACAGGAUUCGCAACUGGAAGCUGCGCAACUUGUUCCAGAUGGAGCAGACGAAUUCGAGCACGAAGACGAGGCCGGGGGUCUUCAUGAUAUCCAUCCCCUUCGUUUACCUUCUGAAGCUUCAAUCUCUACGUUGACACAGUCAACAAGCAAAUUAAGCCUAGUCGAUACUUUGACACUUUCAUCCAAUUUCAAACCUUCUAACCCAUGUAAUCCUUUUGAUCCCCCAAUCUUCCAAGCCUUACUCUCACGGCUCAACGCAGACUCACAAUAUUACGACCUCACCGGCACGUAUCAUAAUGGAUACGACGAACUGCAGAAGUACGCAAAGAAGAAUAGAAAAACCAGCUCCAGCUCCGGAGGUGGCGAUGCAGUUCAUCCUUUGACAUUGAAUGGUCAAAAGUUUGUUGUCUCUGAGAAGUUGGGAGAGGGAGGCUUUGGAGCUGUGUUCAAAGCAAGAGACUGCGGUGCGCUGUCCGAUUGUGAUUCUGACUUUGAGGACGAGGAUGAGAUGGAGGGGGAUGAGGCAUCUAUGGUCGCUUUGAAGGUUGUGAAACCUCGAAAUAUUUGGGAAUAUCACGUCCUACGUCGACUACAUUCCGCACUUCCUCCUGCAAAUCGUCGAUCUAUCGUCUUCCCCCAUGCAUUAUACGCAUUUCGCGACGAGAGCUAUCUCGUUCUAGAUUACUGCCCUCAGGGUACGCUUCUAGACAUUGUCAACACAGCUGAAUCUGCAGGUGUUUCUCAGCAGGGUGCCUGCCUCGACGAGCUUCUGGUUAUGUUCUUUACUAUCGAACUAUUGCGGCUGCUGGAAAUCAUGCAUGACAUCGGAUUCAUCCACGGAGACCUCAAAAUUGACAAUUGUCUGCUGCGUUUAGAAGAAGUCCCGGGGGGCCCUUCUUCUUGGUCCAGUGCAUAUCGGCCUUCCGGUGAAGGAGGCUGGAGCUAUAAGGGGUUGAAGGUCGUUGACUUCGGUCGGACCAUUGAUACGCGGUUGUUUCCUGCCAAUCAGCAGUUCAUCGCAGACUGGGAAACAGAUGAACGCGAUUGCAUAGAGAUACAACAGGGAAAGCCUUGGACUUUCCAAACUGAUUAUUUCGGACUGGCAGGCAUUAUAUAUUGCAUGUUCUUUGGCAAAUACAUUCAAGCCAGUGCAAUAGGCUCGUCGACCUCUUCCGAUGGCAAGGUAAAGUUUAGACUUACGACUCCGCUCAAGCGAUACUGGCAAACCAACCUUUGGGAACGAUUGUUUCACUUGUUACUGAAUCCAGUUGAUGUCAGAUCACACGGUCAUAUGCCCCUUUCUGAAGAACUUGGAUCAAUCAGGACGGAUAUGGAGGCCUGGCUUCAGGCAAAUUGUAAUCGUACCACUGGGACACUGAAGGGUCUGUUGAAGAAAGUUGAGAUGUCAUGUUUACGAUAGUUUUUAUCAAAUCUUUCGUUAAAGAA